Molecule: messenger RNA, 2177 nt
Organism: Salarias fasciatus (jewelled blenny)
Lineage: Eukaryota; Metazoa; Chordata; Actinopteri; Blenniiformes; Blenniidae
Product: flocculation protein FLO11-like
Exons: 8
Coding region: 43-1251 (402 amino acids)
Source: RefSeq, a predicted model, not a curated record
UCUUGUGUUGACAUGCCAUGCAUGCUGAUACAUUUUGUGUAAAUGUUGUGUGUGUAUAAAUGGGCCCGAGCUCCACCUGUGACACACACAGACAUGGGUCUCUUUGUGCUGAGUCUCGUUCUCCUGUCGGCUUCCUGUGACGGAGGGCCUUCUACGGCUAGCCCGGAUGAGGAGCCAUCUACGUCCCCAGUCACACAGGCCGCUACCACAGAAAUGAUGUUGGACCCUCAGGAUGAGGAGCCAUCCACCUCCGUGGAGCCUGCUACUCCAGAGCAGACGUCUGCUUCAACUGCCAGCCCCACAGGAGGGCCUUCUACGGCUAGCCCGGAUGAGGAGCCAUCUACGCCCCCAGUCACACAGGCCGCUACCACAGAAAUGAGGUUGGACCCUCAGGAUGAGGAGCCAUCCACCUCCGUGGAGCCUGCUACUCCAGAGCAGACGUCUGCUUCAACUGCCAGCCCCACAGGCUGUGCAGGGCCGCCCGCGCUGUGCUGUCCAGGGCAAAACAACUCCUGCUCCAGGGGCUGUUUCUGUGACCAGGCCUGCAUCUCAUUCAGGGACUGCUGUGACGACUACCUGCAAACCUGUCCACAAGUUCCAGACCCAACAGCAGCCACUGCAGCCACUGCCUUGACUGCAUUCACAGACGAUACUGCAUUCACUGCACCAACAGCAUCCGCUGAAUCCACAGAAGAUACGGCCACCACUGAAUCCACAGAAGAUACGGCCACCACUGAAUCCACAGAAGAUACGGCCACCACUGAAUCCACCGAAGAUACAGCCACCACAGCCUCCACAUCAAGCACCACAGAAGACAUCACUUCACCACUUCCUUCUUCAUCAUCGGCUUCAAUGUCGUCAACAAUAACAGAGAGUCCACCGAGCAGCUCCACCGCAGCUCCAGAGCUGCUUCCUCCAGACACAUCAGGAUCCACAGCCUCUUCUGCUACAGCUCCCACUCCAGGAGACGGCUUGGCCACACCUCCACCCAUAACAGGCCUCACACCUGCAGCAGAAACCCGUGCAGCUCCGCCUCCAUCUCAACCACCAGAUGGCGCCAGCCCUGGACCAGCGGCCAUCACCAGCAGCGCCCCCAACACAGAUUCGUAUGUCAUAUUUUUUCACGUAAAAGUCACUUAUUUAUCUCAUAACGAAGCCAUUGAAGAUGACAUUUCUGAGGCUUUAUCUGAUUUUCUGGAGCCGGUCUGCCAAGGCUGCAGUCUCACCAUCAGGCACAUCGGGCCCGCCUGACAGAGGCUGUUGACGUUUGCAUGUGACCUGUGAAGAAAAUAAACCGAAGGAAAUGACAGAUUCAGCAGGUUGUGCAGCUGAAGCUGAAAGAGGUGGUGGUGUGGUUGCCUUCAGUUGUCUGUGAGUCAAGAAUAAGCUGGAGUUCAUUUUACAAGCUUCCUGAUUCCAGUUCUCCAAUUUGUUGAAGCAGUCCUGCAUUUGAUGGAGUCUGUAAUAUCUGCUUUAUGGGUUUUUUAAUGUCUCCCCACUUGAGUUUCACUGCAAUAAAAGGAAAGAGCGUGAUUCAAUUUGUUACACUGAUUAAUUCUGAAGUUGGUGUUCAAGUGCAGCCGUGAUGAGAUUCCUUUCAGCCUGUGUGUCUGCGUCCACAACCCAGUCCACAUCACCGGAUCAUGUCAGGAAUAUUCAAACUGAACCCACUGGAUUCCAGCACUUGAGAGAUAAGUUGCAUUAGUAACUUCAGCUUAACACAAUCAGCUCAGCUGCCCGGUGGUGUCAUGGCUUGGUCUUUUAAAAUAACACCUCAAGAAUCAUUGAGAAGCUAAAUGUUGCUCUUAUGAAUCCACAUAUGUAAUCUUAAACACAAAGCCUGCAGUGUUCUCGAUAUGUUUCUUCAGUGAGUAAUCAGGCCAAUCCUAAACAGUGUUUUAAAUCGAAGGCCCUGCAGCUAAACUGAUAACUGAUAACAGCAACAAAAAAUAUGUAAAACAUUACUUUCAUCAGCAUUAACUGAACUGAAAGAAGCAAUCAAAAAUAUCUCACAGUCUUUAAAUGUUUCCUUUCAUUAUUUUGCAGACUGAUGGAAAUUAUCUCGGAUUGUAAUCCUGUAUAUUUAUAAGUAAAUAUUAAUCAAAAUGUAAUUUUGCUUUUCUGCUCUGUCACAAUGUUCUUUUUUAUUGUUAUUUUUAAUAAACUUUCUGAUGCUG